This is a messenger RNA of Helianthus annuus (common sunflower), 600 nucleotides long. RefSeq lists its product as uncharacterized. The record is from RefSeq and is a predicted model, not a curated record. Bases 91 to 474 code for a protein of 127 amino acids. The transcript has 5 exons. NCBI's taxonomy places the organism in Eukaryota, Viridiplantae, Streptophyta, Magnoliopsida, Asterales, Asteraceae.
UCUUAAUUUCAUUCACCUCAGGAAGGCGUAAUAUUAUUGAACAACAUUUGAAGACUCACCUCUUUCAUUCAGGAAGUCGCUGAAGAUAAGAUGAAGCCUUCUUUGAUGUGCUAUCUCUUAGUUAUCCACAUUUUCCUUUAUGAAGCUCAAGGUAUCAGGCUGGGAAAAAGUAUUGUAUUAGCUAGGAACCAUCAAGAAAUCAUCACCGAGCGUUUAUCAAGCAAUCCAGACGUCGAAUCCGCCAUGGUUACUGAGCCUUCAUCAGGAAUAAAUAGAGAACUUAUGGCAAAAACAAUAUCUUCAAGUUCAACCAUCAGGAAAUACAAGAAUGGCUCGAAAACAGACCUAAAGUUCACUCAUGCGCGAGUUGGAAGGGAGGAGACUUUUCCGGAUGUCAUAGACUUAACGGGGAUGGAUUAUUCUCCGGCCAGGAGAAACCCUCCGAUACACAAUUUAAUCGAUAAAAAGAGUUAGAUCGAUUAAAACAACUCGUGAUCUAUGUAACAUGUAUUAUAUAUGGUUGAUAUCUUGUAGAUAGUAGUAUGUUUUCAAGAUGAGUGUUGUUGAUGAUUUGUUACAUGUAUAGAUAUAUAUUGCAUG